Messenger RNA from Pogoniulus pusillus (Red-fronted tinkerbird), 2419 nucleotides. It is a transcript of the gene TPD52, whose product is annotated as tumor protein D52. The record is from RefSeq and is a predicted model, not a curated record. The transcript is spliced from 8 exons. NCBI's taxonomy places the organism in Eukaryota, Metazoa, Chordata, Aves, Piciformes, Lybiidae. Gene Ontology annotation, biological process: B cell differentiation. Gene Ontology annotation, cellular component: mitochondrial small ribosomal subunit; cytoplasm. The coding region runs from base 291 to 1064 and encodes 257 amino acids.
GGUGCAGUUGUGCAAGAGGAGCAAGGCUCUCCCAGAAGCCGGGCACUGUGUGCUCUGAAUGUUUGUUAAAGGAACGGUCUGCUUAGAUCCAGCCCCGGUUAUAAAUUUACAGGAACUGAAGGCUGUGCCAUGUAAACAGCAGCUGCUAUGAGAUGGCUCAGGAAUCACUUGCUAGACGGCUCUAUCAAAUGUAACAGAAUCGAAUCUUGGGGAGGUACAGUGAGUGGCAUGUGAAGAAAAAGAGGGAUUCUUAAUCCUGCUGUCUGGGUUGCCUCAGAGAGCAAAGAUGAAUGCUGCGGUGGAAGAGGAGGAUGGCUGCACGCUCUGACUUCUCUGGCAUGGAUCUGUAUGAGGAUUACAAAUCACCUUUUGAUUUCAAUGCUGGAGUGAACAGAAACUAUCUCUACCUGUCACCUAGCAUAAACCUUUCUCCACCGGGAUCACCUACGCUGGCCAAGUCUGGGCUGCUGAGAAGUGACUCUAUACCUGAGGCUGGAGAGGAUGCUGCUGCAACAGUUGGCAUGGCAGAAACACUCUCAGAAGAAGAGCAGGAUGAGCUAAGGAAAGAGCUCGCUAAGGUGGAAGAGGAAAUCCAGACACUCUCACAAGUGCUGGCUGCCAAAGAGAAGCACCUAGCAGAAAUCAAGAGGAAGCUGGGAAUUAACUCAUUACAGGAGCUAAGGCAGAACAUUACCAAAAGCUGGCAAGAUGUUACAGCAACCACAGCCUACAAGAAAACAUCAGAGACCCUUUCUCAGGCUGGCCAGAAGGCUUCUGCUGCUUUUUCAUCUGUCGGUUCAGUCAUAACCAAGAAGUUUGAAGAUGUCAGACUACAGGCUUUUGCACAUUCCUUUAGUAUCCGCUCCUUACAACAUUCCAUUAGCAUGCCUAUUAUGAGAAAUUCUCCUACCUUCAAAUCCUUUGAGGAAAAAGUUGAAAACUUAAAGUCUAAAGUUGGAGGAGGCAAACCUGCUGGGGGAGACUUUGGAGAAGUUCUCAACUCUGCUGCCAAUGCCAGUGCCACAGAAACAAUUGCAGAACAGACGCAGGAGGAGACCCAGUGAGAUUCCUGCCUUUCUCCUGCUACCCACUGCCAGAUGCUGCAAGCAAAAACAAAGCACAGUUGUAACGUUCCUUGCGCUCUUUCCACCAGAUGUGCUUUUACUUAGCACGUAGAUAUUUUACCAGAUUAACUGAUACCAAGCUUGUUUGUGGGUUCAAAAUAUUUUUGAAACUAAAAUAUGUAGUUUGGGGUUUUGUGUGGGAAGCAGAAUUUUUAUGCCUUUCAAGCAUUUAAAGGACUUAUCUGUAGUUUGAAGGCAACCUUUAAAAUAUAGCAAUGAAAAAGCCUCUUUUGAGAAGUUAAUUAUACUGUACAUAAACUGUGGAUACAUAAUUUCUUUGGAAUCUGUAACUUCUGCUCAACUUAAUCAUUAUGAAUCUACUGCUGCUGCCAAACUGAAGCGUGUUACUUUGCUCCCUUGUGAUUGUUUCAGUUAAGUGUUUCCUGCAAAGGACACCAGAUUACGAAAAUCACUUCAAACUCAGGAAAGGACUUCUGCUUUAGCAGGCUUUAAACAAGUUAUCCAUAGGAGGAUCACACAUGGGAAGGGACAUAACUGUCUUACGAGCAUGUUCCUCAUCCAUUUGUGGAUAGGGUAAUACAUAACAUCUAAAACUUCCUGAUUUGUCUGUGGAUUAUCCACCUAGGAAACUUCUGACCCUUGUAAACGGGAGCGAGAUGCCCAGUAGUGCUGGUUUGAGUCAGUAAAAACAACUGAAAGUGUUAUUUUAUGAACCUGAUGUUAAUGUGGUACAUUCAUCUGAACUUUUCACCUUGUGAAUAGAGUCAUCUUAACUCACAUGUGGUGGUGUCACAUCUACACUAACAACGCACGGACUGUCAUAAACCUGAGCGCAGAAGUGGUUCUUUUCCAGGCAUCAGGACAAUUGCUCUCAAAUGCUAACGUUUCCCUUGUAGGCUGACCAUCAAAAACACCUGCUACACUUCCUUACAUCAUUUUGUGUUAAAGGCCUGUGCCACUGGCACCCUUGUUCCUGUCUGAGACCCCAGAAAUCUGUUCUGAGGGGUGUACGGUGUCAUAACCCAGCAUAGCUCUCCUACAAGAUCUCUCCUCCUGCAUCUUGCUUUAUCUGACGUGUUCUUCAAGUUCCUUGUAUUUUGUCUGCUUCUGGCACAUGGUGUUGGCACGGUUAGAACUUUUGGCAAGUGUUUUAUCACCGUGCUUAGAACUGGAAAUGAGUUUUGAAACGCAGGUGUGGAAUCCCUGAAAAUUCAACUGCCACAGAAGUUUUUUUUGGGGGGAAGCUGGUUCCUUACAACCCUGUUAGCAUGUCAGAUGUAAUAUAUAUGCUGAAUUACAUGUGAGAAGCUUAAUAAAAGUCUCUAUGUGAGGAA